UCGAAAGAUUGCUUUCUUAAAACUUUCUACUGGUGUUAGACAAGUCAUGAAUGCAAUUUUAUUUUCGAUCUUUUAUGCGACAUUCUGGUUUUUAGCAGAUUCAGCAACCCUACAGAGAACAGACUUAGAUUUCAGGGUGGAUCCAGAAGAUUGCACUAAAUUCUAUAUCGUUAAAGAUGGACACGAGUUUCUGUUUAAGUGUCCAGAGGAUUACGUAAUUAACCCUACCACGCGAUCGUGUGUUCCAAGAGGAUCAACACAAGAUACAUGUGUAAAGAUACUCCAAAAAACUCAAGGAAUCUGUGCGUUGCAUUCUGACGAGAAGUUCGUUGAUGCUAAUAGCUGUGCUAAAUAUAAGGACUGUGAAACAAAAAAGUCACCGUCGGGAAAGACAGCUCAGUCAAGGGUCAAGGAAUGUCCUUAUCCACUUCUGUUCGAUGAGAAAUCUCAGAGAUGCCACCACUACAGCACAGUUCAGUGUGGAAAUCGAUACGAACCUAAAGAUGCAUGUGAAUAUGAAGAAAAUCAAUGCAAAUCAGCUCACUGUAUUCCGUGUCACGUGCGAUUUCCCAGCUGUAAAGGAUCACCGGAUGGGUUGAAUCCGUGGAAAGGGCGAGAGGGAUCACCAGAAUUUGUCGUAUGUAAGGACGAACGCGUGGUCUUCCAAAGUCGAUGUCAACGCGCUUCUGACGGAAAACCAAGAAUAUUCAGUCCGAUAGACAAGAUAUGUGUUGACUUUAAAAAUGAUUAACAUCUAUGAUUCUAUUCUAUGAUUUUUUUUUACACUUUUUUAUCUAUUUAUGCAUUGU
Messenger RNA from Saccostrea cuccullata (small rock oyster), 809 nucleotides. RefSeq lists its product as uncharacterized. NCBI's taxonomy places the organism in Eukaryota, Metazoa, Mollusca, Bivalvia, Ostreida, Ostreidae. The coding region runs from base 47 to 751 and encodes 234 amino acids. The transcript has 3 exons. Gene Ontology annotation, cellular component: extracellular region. Gene Ontology annotation, molecular function: chitin binding. The record is from RefSeq and is a predicted model, not a curated record.